AUGUGUGGCGACAUGCUCAAUAGUGGAGAAAUGGGUGAAACACAUGCUCAAAAAUGGACUCCCCUGCAUUCCUCUGAAUUAUGGAAUACUUUCCUUCUUCGUUCCUCUAUCAAGUUUGUAGAGGAGUCCAGUGUUGAGGAGUCCAUUAUUGAGAAUCUUAGUGGAUUCGACUUGGAUUAUAUGUAUGUGGAGCACGGUGUUGAUAAACCUAACAUAAUAGAUGAAGCAGUGGAAAUUCAUGGAUUUGAUGUUGAUGCUGAUGUUGUUGAAGUUAUCUAUGAUAAGGAGGAUGUUAUUGUAGAUGAUGAUGAUGUUGAAGUUAACAAUGAGAAGGAGGAUAAUGUUAAAGUUAACAAUGAGAAGGGGGAUAAUGUUGAAAUUAACAAUGAUAAGCAGGAUAAUGUUGAAGUUGACAAUGAUAAGGAGGUUGAUAUUGAAGGUGACAAUGACAAGGAGGAUACUUUUAAAGUUGAUGUUGAUGCUGAAGUUAACUAUGAUAAGGAUGACGACGUUGAAGUUAACAUUGAUAAGGAGGGUAAUGAUGAUACAUAUGUUGACUAUGUUGGAAGUGAAUGUUCCUCUAAAAGUGACAUUUAUAUCAAUGAAUACUCUAUUGAAUAA
Vicia faba (fava bean) is the source of this 621-nucleotide messenger RNA. Lineage: Eukaryota; Viridiplantae; Streptophyta; Magnoliopsida; Fabales; Fabaceae. The record is from the annotation of a GenBank genome assembly.